AAAAAUCAAAAUCAAAAUCAAAAUCAAAAUCAAAAUCAAAAUCAAACCAUUUUAAAACCCUUUUUCUCUCCCCACUCAGCUCCAUUAAUCGUGUCCUCUAGUGCUUUUUGGUUAACCAGAUCGAGCAGCCCUUUAACCCCGAUGACUACAAGACAGUGCUGUGUUAGAGUUCUUAAAGCUCUGCGAAUUCCGGAGCUUAGUCUGCGUUUGAUUUUUGCUUGUUUUCCCAUCGCUUUUUACAGUACAAUUUGUGGGUCUUCUUCAUCUGUCAUCAACAAAACUGCUCCCUAGCUGUUACUAGUCCCCAUGUCCCCAGUCGCUAAAUUGUCUGUUUCUCUCUGAUUUCUCUCUCCAUUUUUGGAGUAGAGAUCCGAUGGGAACUGCAGAAAUCUCCUCUGAAUUUGGGGCUCGGAUGGGGUUUCGUUUGCUCUUUCUGCUGUUUGAAAUUUGGUUUGCUGUCUGCUCUUUCUCGGCCUGUGAAGCUGCUGCAGUCAUCCUCCCGAGCAGGCCGAGCAGAUUGCGUUCUGUACUUGCAGACCAUGGCGUCUCUCCAACAUCUCAUGACUUUGGCAGCAAACACCAUGGCAAGUUCGACAAUGCAGUUCCUAGCAAACCAUUUAAAAGUUCAUCUCCUCAGAUCCACUCUCAUUAUAGAGCCAUUCAAUCCGACGAUUCGAGAAGGGCUCCUAGCAUUGCGCUUCCACCUUCUGCACCUGCUAAGAAAUGGGUGCACGGUCAUGCAUUCUCACCAGUGAUCUCUUUUCAUAAAUUUCACCAUUCGAGAAGGAAGUUCAGAAACGACGCUCCACAACCUACUUAUCAUUCAUCGCCCCCAUCUAGCGGCGAACAAGGCCCUGCUGCUGUCUCUCCGAUUCAGUCACCGUUAUCAUCUGCAGCGAGAGGGAGAUUGCACGGACCUGCGCCAUCACCAACAAUUCAACCUAACCACUAUUAUAUGCCCAUUCCUGCUCCUACAACUUCUCCUUUGGGUUCUUACAAGAAGAGGAAGAAGAGCAUGCCACCAUCACAAGUUAUGAUGCUACCACCUCCACCUCCUAAUGGGGACUGUGGAAUAGCAUGCACAGACCCACUGACCUAUACGCCUCCUGGGAUGCCAUGUGCUUGCGUGUGGCCAAUUCAAGUGAAAAUCAGCCUUGAUGUUGCUAUAUACACAUUCUUCCCUCUGGUUUCAGAACUUGCAGAGGAAAUUGCAGACAGUAUCGGUCUGAACCAUAGCCAAGUUCGAAUUAUGGGAGCCGAUGCUGCUAGUCAGCAGUUAGAAAAGACAACCGUACUCAUCAACUUGGUUCCAAGAGGGUUGAAAUUCAAUCAUACCACGGCCUUUUCCAUCUAUCAGAAGUUUUGGCAGAGAAAGAUAUUCAUCAACUCUUCCCUGUUUGGCAGCUAUCAAGUACUUAAUGUCAAAUAUCCAGGUCUUCCGCCAUCCCCUCCUUCAGCGCCUUCGGGUACUUCUGCCAUUAAUGAUGGUUUGAACUCUAGCAAUGCUAAUGCUGGAAAUGCGAUAAAACCGUUGGGAGUUGACGUGCCGAGAAGAAGAAGAAAAGAAGGGCUUGGCGGAAACAUGAUUGCCGUGAUUACAAUAUCAUCUUUCACUGCCUUUGUUAUGUGCGUUGGAAUUGCUUGGCUCUGCCUGUUGAGAUGCAGAGUCUCUGCACAUCAACCAGGACAAGUUCCACAAAACUUGAUAGCCUCACCCACAAAACCACCAGCAAUUUCCUUAGGCACUGCUGGAUCGAUAAUGGUUGGAUGUGAACCCAGUUCUUCAUCCAUGCCUCUUGAUGCUGAUCCCAUGACUUAUAUCGGUGCUGCAAAGAACUUCACCUUGAAAGAUAUUGAGAGAGCCACUGAUAAGUUUGAUGCUGCAAGAAUAUUAGGAGAAGGUGGCUUUGGAAUUGUUUACAGUGGCAGUUUGGAUGAUGGAAGGGAAGUGGCCGUGAAGGUUCUCAAAAGACAUAAUCAACACGGUAUUCGGGAAUUCUUGGCAGAAGUCGAGAUGCUGAGCCGUCUACACCAUCGAAAUCUAGUUAAGUUGAUCGGUAUCUGUACAGAAGAUCAAAUUCGUUGCCUGGUAUAUGAAUUGGUUCCUAAUGGAAGUGUCGAAUCGCACUUACAUGGCAUUGACAAGUUAACCGGUCCACUUGACUGGGAUGCCCGGAUGAAGAUUGCCCUCGGUGCUGCUCGAGGCCUAGCCUAUCUGCAUGAAGACUCCAAUCCUCGAGUCAUUCAUCGAGACUUCAAAGCUAGCAACAUCUUGCUGGAAUACGACUUUACGCCUAAAGUUUCUGAUUUUGGAUUAGCUAGAACUGCACUAGAGGAAGGAAACAAGCACAUCUCAACCCAUGUCAUGGGAACUUUUGGUUAUCUAGCUCCAGAAUAUGCAAUGACAGGCCAUCUUCUUGUAAAGAGUGAUGUCUACAGUUAUGGCGUUGUCCUUCUCGAGCUACUAACAGGAAGAAAGCCAGUUGACUUGUCGCUUCCACCCGGGCAAGAAAAUCUCGUUGCUUGGGCUCGUCCGCUUCUUACAAGCAAGGAGGGGUUAGAUGCAAUAACAGACCCAGCUAUUAAGUCCAAUAUCCCCAUUGAUAGCUUGGCAAGAGUAGCAGCAAUUGCUUCAAUGUGUGUGCAACCCGAAGUGUCUCAUCGGCCAUUUAUGGGCGAGGUUGUUCAAGCUCUCAAGCUUGUUUGCAAUGAGUUUGAAGAGACUAAUGAGCCAGAUUCACAAAGUUACAGUCGAGACGAACUUCUAAGUUACAUGGAUAGUAGACUUGGAAGAAUGUCAGGUGAAAUACUAAACACUUUCGAGACCUCACAACCGAAGGAGACAAAUGUGGGAUUAUCGGCCUCGGAUUUGAUCAGUGCAUCUGCAAGAUUCGAAGGACAGGAACUGGUUUCUUCCAGAUGGCAUUCGUCAAACUCGGAACCAUUGAGAACUGGAAAAAGAAGGCACUUCUGGCAGAGGCUGAGAAGUUUGUCACGAGGCAGCAUCAGUGAACAUGGCUUUUCUUCAAAGUUUUGGCCUGGAUUUCAUUAGUUUUUCAGUGAUGUUUAUUCAUAUCUUGCAACAUCUGUGAAGUUCAAAGCAAUUGCAAUUCUGAGGCCUUUAAUAUUGUGGCCAUCUUUUUAGAUCA
This is a messenger RNA of Momordica charantia (bitter melon), 3149 nucleotides long. RefSeq names its product receptor-like serine/threonine-protein kinase ALE2. Gene Ontology annotation, molecular function: protein kinase activity; ATP binding. Gene Ontology annotation, biological process: protein phosphorylation. Lineage: Eukaryota; Viridiplantae; Streptophyta; Magnoliopsida; Cucurbitales; Cucurbitaceae. The record is from RefSeq and is a predicted model, not a curated record.